Messenger RNA from Fundulus heteroclitus (mummichog), 1945 nucleotides. Its product is annotated as actin-related protein 3. Bases 163 to 1419 code for a protein of 418 amino acids. The transcript is spliced from 12 exons. Gene Ontology annotation, molecular function: actin filament binding. The record is from RefSeq and is a predicted model, not a curated record. Lineage: Eukaryota; Metazoa; Chordata; Actinopteri; Cyprinodontiformes; Fundulidae. Gene Ontology annotation, cellular component: actin cortical patch; Arp2/3 protein complex. Gene Ontology annotation, biological process: Arp2/3 complex-mediated actin nucleation.
CCCCGCCCCUCUGGCCGGCCUCCGCCAUCUUGCCUCUCCCUGCUGCCAGAACCGAGCGCGGAAGAGGAAACGGUUGUGUGCGGGCUCAGCAGGGUUCCGGCUCGCCUCCUCCAGCCUCCACACAGACCCAGCGCCUCUACGACAGCACAGACCCGGGCAGAGAUGGCUGGACGGCUACCGGCGUGUGUGGUGGACUGCGGCACAGGUUACACCAAGCUGGGAUACGCAGGGAACACGGAGCCGCAGUUCAUCGUUCCGUCAUGUAUCGCCAUCAGGGAGUCGGCCAAGGUGGGCGACCAGGCCCAGCGGAGGAUGAUGAAGGGCGUGGACGACCUGGACUUCUUCAUCGGGGACGAAGCCGUGGACAAGCCCUCCUACUCCACCAAGUGGCCCAUCCGCCAUGGCAUCGUGGAGGACUGGGACCUGAUGGAGCGCUUCAUGGAGCAGGUCAUCUUCAAGUACCUGCGGGCCGAGCCAGAGGACCACUACUUUCUCCUGACGGAGCCUCCUCUGAACACACCGGAGAACCGGGAGUACACGGCUGAGAUCAUGUUCGAGUCCUUCAACGUCCCGGGGCUCUACAUCGCCGUGCAGGCUGUGCUGGCCCUCGCUGCCUCCUGGACCUCCAGGCAGGUGGGAGAACGGACGCUGACGGGUACCGUCAUCGACAGCGGCGACGGCGUCACGCACGUCAUCCCCGUGGCGGAGGGCUACGUCAUCGGCAGCUGCAUCAAGCACAUCCCCAUCGCGGGGCGGGACAUCACCUACUUCACCCAGCAGCUGCUGAGGGAACGGGAGGCCGGGAUCCCCCCGGAACAAUCCCUGGAGACCGCCAAGGCCGUCAAGGAACGCUUCAGCUACGUGUGUCCGGACCUGGUCAAAGAGUUCAGCAAGUACGACUCGGACGGGUCCAAAUGGAUCAAGCAGUACACCGGAACCAACGCCAUCAGCAAGAAGGAGUUCACCAUCGACGUGGGCUACGAGCGCUUCCUGGGGCCCGAGAUCUUCUUCCACCCGGAGUUUGCCAACCCGGACUUCACGCAGCCCAUCUCAGAGGUGGUGGACGAAGUCAUCCAGAACUGUCCCAUCGACGUCCGCCGCCCUCUCUACAAGAACGUGGUUCUGUCCGGAGGCUCCACCAUGUUCAGGGACUUUGGGCGGCGCCUGCAGAGAGACCUGAAGAGAACGGUGGACGCGCGGCUGAAGCUGAGCGAGGAGCUGAGCGGAGGAAAACUCAAGCCCAAACCCAUCGACGUCCAGGUGGUGACCCAUCACAUGCAGAGAUACGCCGUGUGGUUCGGAGGAUCCAUGCUCGCCUCCACCCCCGAGUUCUACCAGGUGUGUCACACCAAAAAGGACUACGAGGAGAUCGGGCCGAGCAUCUGUCGCCACAACCCCGUGUUCGGCGUCAUGUCCUAACCCGUGGACCCGGGCCGGUUCUGCCAGCGAGGAUCGGAUCAGCGCCGGCGGCCGGGAAGAACAAAGAGGAGACCAAACGGACGGCUGGGUUUUUAUUGUGAAUUUUUCUUCUGUUUCUUUUCUGCUUUUUCUGAAAAAGGGAAGUGUUCCUAAGCCCAAAGCAUUCCUGGUUCUGUUGGACCUUCAGGAACAUAUUUAUGUUAAUGAAUCAGGACCAGAACCAGAACAUAUUCUCGUUGUUUCUGCUCAUGUCGGUGGAUCCGCUCAGAACUUGUUUCUAUUUCAUACUAAAGUUUUUUUAUGUUUAAUCCAUGAACUGAAGCCAGAACCACAAGAACCUGCAGCAGCUUCUCAGGUUCUGUUCAAAGUAUUCAGACGGUUUCAGAACCGUUUGGUUCUGAUGUCACACAACCUUUACGAUGCCGGCUAGAACAGAACCGUCAGGACGAUAAUAAAGUUCUGUUAGGAGUGAUUUUGUGUUUUAAUGCCUUCCAAGGUCCAAUAAAAGCUUCAGGUUCUUUCAGAA